Messenger RNA from Suillus plorans, 294 nucleotides. RefSeq lists its product as uncharacterized. The transcript is spliced from 2 exons. Bases 1 to 294 code for a protein of 97 amino acids. Lineage: Eukaryota; Fungi; Basidiomycota; Agaricomycetes; Boletales; Suillaceae. The record is from RefSeq and is a predicted model, not a curated record.
AUGUCUGGAGCCACGAACAAAAUACAAAUGGCUGGGCGCAAUCGGGAGCUGCAGACAUAUUUGAUGUCACUGGACGAUAUCGACUUGGGAGACGAAGCCCAGGAUAAGCUAUUCACCCAGUACACUAUCAAUACAGUGUAUGCGAGCUAUUCUGCAGCACAGCAUCGAGUUCGCCAGUACACUCAUCUCUUGGAGCUCCUUCAACGCGAGGUGGAUGAGUGGGCAAUGAAAGUAGAGAAGGCAAGCCAUAUUAUGCCGGACUACAAGCCUGUAUGGCUUUUACACACGCAGUGA